Molecule: messenger RNA, 1662 nt
Organism: Symbiodinium natans
Lineage: Eukaryota; Dinophyceae; Suessiales; Symbiodiniaceae
Source: the annotation of a GenBank genome assembly
AUGGUCGUAACCGCCUUGAAAGGCGACUUCGGCCAGCCACGCAACCAGCGGAGAUCAAGCGGCAUGACCAGCAACACCGACGAGCAGGCCCUGGCCGCCAUUCAGCAGGCCAAGCGCACCGUGCGGGUGGCCAGGACAAAGCAGCAUACCAUCCGCAUGUCGCGGAAGUACUACGGCGAUGAAGUCCUGGAUGGCGGGGCCACACGGACUUUGGGUAUGGUGGCAGCCAAUGAAGCGGCGAUGGCCCGCAACCGGCAGAAGAAAGGUGAAGAUGGCAUUGCCAGUGUGGACACCACGGCGCACACCCUGGGCAAGAGCGGAGGGCCAAUCCUCCUCAGUGUGGCCACCUUGCGGUUUGUCGGGGCCCUGCUCGACUUCGAGAAUGAGGUAGAUCAGUUCGUUGUCGAACGCUUGAAGACAUUACUGAUCCCAUUUCUGAGCAGACUGUACAUACCAUGCAGCAGCGUGACUUCUCGAGUCGUAGCCUGCAAUCGUGUAACAAUCGUUGCGACUUCGUGGUGCAACAUGGAUCGCCUCAACAAGGCUCAGCUGAAGGGCAAGCUGCAGGAGUUCAGGGAAACUCCUCCCAGCAGCUGGACAUGUCCGGAGCUGCGCCAACGACCUCGCGAGCUCAAUGGAGUAUACACCAGCCAGCAGAAGGAACUUCAUAUGCUACAUGUCAUGUUGUCCGGAAACGAAACAGUGGCCCACCUCGAGACCAAGGCCCUGAACCACUUGCACGAGACCGUCGAGAGCCACAGCCAAGAUGUGAAGAUGUGGUGGGGGUUGGACGUCAUCGGCGCGAAUCAACCGCUCCACAAAGUCGAGGAGACAGGGCUGGACAAUGCGCAGUUGGAAAGCGGCGAGUCGGCGAGUGCGAGUGGCGACAAGGCUACAAGUUCCACCAGCGAGAUGGCCGACAUCAUGAAGAAGCUUGUGGGUGUGGUGCAGCUCCACACCGAGGUCAAGGAGUUGAAGAGCGAGGGGAGUCGACGACCUCGCAAGCCGUUCGAAGGUCACAAGGAGCACGAGAAGGCUUUGCUCAAGCAGAGGCAUGGUGGACGAUGGUAUCAGACAACCAUUGGGAUGAAACAGCAGCAGGUUCGCCGAGGAAGCGCCGCAGUCGCCAUCGAGAUUGAGAUGCCUGUCAGCAACCGUGAUUGGCAAGCACCUUACGCGGACAUGACUGGAUACUCCAUUGGUGCACUCAAACGUGGAGCGAUGGAGGUAAGCGAGCACCGGCUAUCAACAGAAGACAAAGACAAAUAUCGAAAUGCGAAAUCUGUAGAAGUUAUACCUGCCAAGGCGUUUGAGGCCAUUGGCGCCGAAUGGACAACUCCGAGGACGAGAAGUUCGCCUCGCUAUGUUGAAGGUCUUCAAGAGGUUCCCAUCAACUCCAACCACCGCAAGGACCAUCAAAUGGUCAUCCACUCAGCCACUGGGAUUUUACGCCUGGAUCAGACGCGCUGUGAUGGUGGCAGUACUCAAGGGAUUCUGGUGCGAACAGGCUGCGUCAUUACAGACUCCCGCAAUGUGUAUGACAAGCUGCAGUCCGAAGUCCUGGUCAUCAAGGGAGCAGAAAAACGCUCCAAUAUGGAACUGUUGAGUUCGAAGGAAGCUUCACGAAACACCAGCCGGGUGGUGCGUCGGACCAUGUCGUGA